Pseudo-nitzschia multistriata is the source of this 2085-nucleotide messenger RNA. NCBI's taxonomy places the organism in Eukaryota, Bacillariophyta, Bacillariophyceae, Bacillariales, Bacillariaceae. The record is from the annotation of a GenBank genome assembly.
CACAACGCGUUAUUCGAUAACAACUACACCGACUCUUACAAAGAUUGCGUCUUCACGAUGGCGAUUAUGUUCAACCACUCCUUCCCCCGGCUGCUAGUAUGGGUGGUAGCCGUGCUGGCGACGCUUCACGGAACUGCAGGGGAGGAUGCGACCAAAGCAGAGGCAGAGCCAAAGGUCGUGGCGUCGAUCGAAGUCCAGCUAGAUCCAAACAGGCCAAUGGAUGGAGUCGAUAAGGAAUUCGGCGACGAUGGGGAAAAAUUCGAGUGCAAACAAUGGGCAAGCGAGGGAGAAUGUGAAAAGAAUCCCGGCUUUAUGCUCCAAAAUUGUGCUGCUAGCUGCAAAGCUGCAAACACAGUCAUUGUCAGUGUCUAUGACGGAGAGGAUGUCGGAGUGGCAGCCUUUCGUUUUGGAGAGGAACAUUCCUCCGCUUUUGGUUCGCCCAGCGAGACCCAGGAAUCAGUUUUGAAAGUGGCACAGGAAUUGCAAGGAGUUCUGGAUAAGGGGAGUUACGAACCUCCGAAGGAAUUAACUCACUGCGGCAAACGCCAGUGCAGUGCCGGAAAGCUUUGGAAGCGUGCCGAAGAAAUGCGCAAGGCAGAUAUGCACGACGAUGCGGGAGCAGAUUUGAUCCGAGCGUUGCUGAAAACAGGUAUCGAGGUUGACUUUGUUGAACGGUGCAAGCGUUCGUUGCAAUGGGCGUUUGGAAGCAUCCAACGGCAGCGAGAGAGAGAGAAGAGAGAUGCGAUAGAAGAGGCCAAACUUGAAGCCCGGCAAGCGGAAGAACGUGUGGCUAUGGAAGAAGCCCUCCAACGGAAGAAAGAAUACGAGGCAGAUUUUGUGAAAUUUGGAGUCAAGGUCCAGGAAAUGGUUGCCGAUGGAUCAAAAGUGUCGUCUGCUUCGGUUGGAGCGGAUGGUACGGUCGAAACAGAAACAAACAAUGGUCUGAUUUUGGAAAUCAUGAAAUCAUUUGUUGCGGAGGGUCCAGAGGGUGGAAACUGGAGCAACGUGCUUCAGCUCAUCAAGAAGGUGCGUCCAUCAGAAAAGACCACAGAGAUACUUCUUAUUGAGGCUCGGUGUCACGAGAUGAUGGGAGACCACAAAAAUGCUCUGUCGGCCGCUGGUCGCCUAAUCCAAAAAGCGGCAUCAUACACUCCUUGGGUUGACGACAGCCCUAGAAUGAUUGCUGUUACAUUAGGAGCGAAUGCUGCGAUGCAACUAGGUCUAUCAGAAAAUGCAAUCUCCUUCUACCAAACCGUUCUGAAGUUCGACCCCGAACAAAAAAAGACGAGGAAGCAGUACAGAGGCCUAAAGAAAGUCGUGAAGCUUAUGGCCAAGGCAGACGAACAGAUUGAAAAAGGAUACAACAAGGCCGCUUCCACAUUUGUUGACGACUGCCUUUCAGCCAUGCGCGGUCUUGACGUAGACUCGCCACUGUUUAGAAGCAAGAUUCAACUGAAACAAUGUACCAUUUUGAGUGGCAUGGGCAAACACGAGGAAGCCCUGGCAAACUGCGAUUCUGCCGUAGAACAAAGAGCCGGGAACGAAUCGGUGUCGGACGAAUCGAAAAAGGAAGCUUAUUUGGUGCGUGCCGAAGCUCUCCUUUUGGAUAUGGACUACGACGAGGCGGUGGGAGAUUUUAGGAUGGCCUUCGACCUCGUCCCCGAAACGCAGGAAACCAUGCAAGAAAAACAUGAGCUCAACCAGAGACUGAAACAGACCCAGCGCCAACAGGAAUUGUGGAAUGGUGGGGUGAAGGAUUAUCAGUUCAACGAAAACACCGGCUACCCAGAUGGUAGACCGCCACAACGGGAUCAUGCAAAGAUCCUACAAUUGCCAAUCGACCUCGAUCAACAAAGCAAGGAGGUGAAAUGCGCGUGGCUGAAGAAGCAGUUCAAGACGCUUGUCAGAAAAUAUCACCCAGACAAGUACAAGGGAAACAAGAAGAGAGCUGCGAGAAAGUUCAAGGAGGUGAAGGAAGCAAAAGAAAUCAUUUCGAAGGCUUGGCAGUGUUAAUUUGAGUACCCUAUUUGAUAUGGCGGACUCGGUUGCUAACAUAAUUCUAUUCAAUAAUUAAUAGGAAUGCUA